This is a messenger RNA of Dunckerocampus dactyliophorus (ringed pipefish), 5467 nucleotides long. RefSeq names its product kinesin-1 heavy chain. The transcript is spliced from 26 exons. The record is from RefSeq and is a predicted model, not a curated record. Gene Ontology annotation, biological process: microtubule-based movement. Bases 238 to 3132 code for a protein of 964 amino acids. Gene Ontology annotation, molecular function: ATP binding; microtubule binding; microtubule motor activity. NCBI's taxonomy places the organism in Eukaryota, Metazoa, Chordata, Actinopteri, Syngnathiformes, Syngnathidae.
GCUAGGUGGCGGCCAGGCGGCUCAUCCCCCGGUGUCAUGGCGUCCUAACAGCAUCGGACUGAAUGAGAGCAAAAACAAGCCUUUUUGUCUCCGAGGCCCGACACGCUAUCGUCCUUCCCACAAGCCCACGUCGCGACCGAGGGGCUCGGCCUCGCUUUUCGUCACCCACGGCCGCCCUCCGGGAGCCCGAAUACACUUGACUUUCAGCGUUAAAUCUCCCGACGUGAACGGUGGAAGAUGGCCGACCCGGCGGAGUGCACCAUCAAAGUGAUGUGCCGUUUCAGGCCGCUCAACAGCUCCGAGGUGACCAGAGGAGACAGAUACAUUCCCAAGUUCCAAGGGGAAGACACUGUUGUCAUCUCGAGCAAACCGUACAUGUUUGACCGAGUUUUUCAGUCCAGCACAACACAGGAACAAGUCUACAAUGCCUGCGCCCAAAAGAUUGUAAAAGAUGUUCUGGAAGGAUACAAUGGAACAAUUUUUGCCUAUGGCCAGACGUCCUCUGGAAAGACACACACCAUGGAGGGGAAUCUCCAUGACACAGACUCAAUGGGAAUCAUCCCCAGGAUAGUUCAGGACAUCUUCAACUACAUUUAUUCCAUGGAUGAAAACCUGGAAUUUCAUAUCAAAGUUUCCUAUUUCGAAAUUUACUUAGACAAGAUCCGGGACCUUUUGGAUGUGUCAAAGACCAAUCUUUCAGUGCAUGAAGACAAAAACAGAGUACCAUAUGUUAAGGGCUGCACUGAGCGCUUUGUGUGCAGCCCGGAGGAGGUCAUGGACACCAUCGAUGAAGGCAAAUCCAACAGACAUGUAGCAGUCACAAACAUGAAUGAGCACAGCUCCAGGAGUCACAGUAUCUUCUUAAUCAACGUCAAGCAGGAGAACACUCAAACAGAGCAAAAGCUCAGUGGCAAGCUCUACCUGGUGGAUCUGGCUGGAAGUGAAAAGGUCAGUAAAACGGGAGCCGAGGGAGCUGUGCUGGACGAAGCAAAGAACAUCAAUAAGUCUCUGUCGUCCCUCGGGAAUGUCAUCUCGGCCCUGGCUGAAGGAACGGCCUAUAUCCCGUACCGAGACAGCAAGAUGACCCGUAUCCUGCAGGACUCGCUGGGUGGUAACUGUCGAACCACUAUUGUCAUCUGCUGCUCACCUUCCUCCUACAAUGAGGCUGAAACCAAAUCCACUCUCAUGUUUGGACAAAGAGCAAAGACCAUCAAGAACACUGUCACGGUAAACAUUGAGUUGACAGCAGAACAGUGGAAGCAGAAAUAUGAGCGGGAGAAAGAGAAGAACAAGACCCUCAGGAACACAAUCACCUGGCUGGAAAAUGAGCUCAACCGCUGGAGAAAUGGUGAGAGUGUGCCGGUGGAGGAGCAGUUUGACAAGGAGAAGGCCAAUGCAGAGGUGCUGGCGCUGGACAACAUCAUCAACGACAAGCCCGCGUCCACGCCCAACGUGCCUGGCAUCCGCCUCACCGACGUGGAGAAAGACAAGUGUGAGGCCGAGUUGUCCAAACUCUACAAGCAGCUGGAUGAUAAGGAUGAAGAGAUCAACCAGCAGAGCCAGCUGGCCGAGAAGCUGAAGCAGCAGAUGCUGGAUCAGGAGGAGCUCCUGGCCUCCUCGCGCCGUGAUCACGAAAACCUCCAGGCCGAGCUGAACCGUCUGCAGGCGGAGAACGAGGCCUCCAAGGAGGAGGUGAAGGAGGUGCUGCAGGCCCUGGAGGAGCUGGCCGUCAACUAUGACCAGAAGAGUCAGGAGGUGGAGGACAAGACCAAGGAGUUUGAAGUCAUCAGCGAGGAGCUGAGCCAAAAGUCGUCCAUCCUGUCAUCUUUGGACUCUGAGCUGCAGAAACUGAAGGAGAUGUCCAACCACCAGAAGAAGAGGGUCACUGAGAUGAUGUCAUCACUGCUCAAAGAUUUAGCUGAAAUUGGCAUUGCUGUAGGCAGCAAUGAUAUCAAGCAACACGAGGGCGGCAGUGGUCUGAUCGACGAGGAGUUCACAGUGGCACGCCUGUACAUCAGCAAGAUGAAGUCGGAGGUGAAGACAAUGGUCAAACGCUGCAAGCAGCUAGAGAGCACACAGUCGGAGAGCAACAAGAAGAUCGACGAGAACGAGAAGGAGCUGGCCGCCUGCCAGCUCCGUAUCUCGCAGCACGAGGCUAAAAUCAAGUCCCUAACAGAGUACCUGCAGAACAUUGAGCAGAAGAAGAGGCAGCUGGAGGAGAAUGUGGACUCUCUAAAUGAGGAGUUGGUCAAACUCAGCGCUCAGGAGAAAGUCCAUGCUAUGGAGAAGGAGAAUGAGAUCCAGACUGCCAAUGAAGUUAAGGAAGCCGUGGAGAAGCAGAUCCACUCUCACCGUGAGGCACACCAGAAGCAGAUCAGCAGCCUGAGAGAUGAGCUGGACAACAAGGAGAAGCUCAUCACCGAGCUGCAGGACUUGAACCAGAAGAUCAUGCUGGAGCAGGAGAGGCUGAGAGUCGAGCACGAGAAGCUCAAAUCCACUGAUCAGGAGAAGAGUCGCAAGCUGCACGAGCUCACGGUAAUGCAGGACAGGCGGGAGCAGGCCAGGCAGGACCUGAAAGGUCUGGAGGAGACAGUGGCCAAGGAGUUGCAGACCCUGCAUAACCUGAGGAAGCUUUUCGUCCAGGACUUGGCUACUCGAGUGAAAAAGAGCGCUGAGAUGGACUCUGACGACACUGGGGGCAGCGCGGCACAAAAGCAGAAAAUUUCCUUUCUUGAGAACAAUCUUGAACAGCUCACCAAGGUUCACAAACAGCUGGUGCGUGAUAAUGCAGAUCUUCGGUGUGAGCUUCCUAAACUGGAAAAGCGCCUUCGUGCUACGGCUGAGCGGGUCAAGGCCCUGGAGUCUGCACUGAAGGAAGCCAAGGAGAACGCCGCCCGCGACCGCAAGCGUUACCAGCAGGAGGUGGACCGCAUCAAGGAGGCCGUCAGGGCCAAGAACAUGGCCAGGAGGGGACACUCAGCCCAGAUUGCUAAGCCCAUCCGGCCAGGGCAACAGCCGGUGGCGUCCCCCACUCACCCCAACAUCAACCGUAGUGGAGGAGGCUUUUACCAGAACAGCCAGACUGUGUCCAUCAGGGGUGGCGGUGGCAGCACCAAAACAGACAAGAACUGAAGAACGAGCAGGAAAGGAGGACAUCACAGAAGAAGCCAAUAACAACCAACCACCCUCCCCUAUCUUCAGAGAACCCCGCAUCCCACCCGUCAAACCUGUCAUUCCAUUACAGCAGACAGGCUCCUCGUCGCUGCUUUAGAGCUGCCAAGGAGUCUCUGAAUUAUAAAUAUAUAUUCUUGGCUGUACAGCUCCAACCAUUCACUCCCUGCUUCCCUCAGCCCCCCCGAGCCCACCCACCCAGCACCCUCCUCAUCAUGACUCCUCACUUCCCCCGUAAUAACACAAAAAGACAACAGUGAAUUUACAGAUGCUAAUAAUCGUAUCCACUCAACCAACCAAACAGUCUUGAGCGCAGCCUUGGUGAGCGAAACUGCACGCGACUUGAAUGUGUAGCUUUCGGGUUUUUUUAAACUUUUUUUUUUUUUUUUUUGCACAUGUCUGUCAUCAUCGUGCGAGUAGUUUUGCACUGCCCAGAGCUGAAUGUAACGGUAGCAAGACCUGAAAAUAACAAAAAAAAAGACCAAAAAAAAACCUCGCCCUGUCACGAGACAUAGCUCCACCCUUUUAGGCUAACCUUUGUACAUUUAAACAUUAGCGCCACUUUUCUCAUGCUAGAUUUGACAGGCUUCUUUAAGGAGGACAGAAUAUAUAUAUACAUUACAGAAAAAAUGAAGUGGAAAUGGCUAGAUGGCAUCAAACACUACUGUUGUGUCCAGUCUUUGUUGUACAGAUGUAAAAUCGGCACUGCACGCACACACCUGGUUGCACAGCUGGAUGGUGGGGGGGGGGGCUAAGGAGGGUGGGGCUUGGAAAAAAAACAAAGCCAAGAUGUGCAACAGUGUACUGUAGAUGUAUUUAAGUCAAUACCUGUGGAGGCCAAUUGUUUUUAUCGUUAAGUUAAAUCUGUACUUGUUAGAAGGAUGCAGAAAGAGAAUGUAGGGAGGAAGAGAAUGAUCCAGUCAACACUUUUUAAAAAGCCUGCUAUGCUAUGGAACUCCCAUGUGCUGUUUUUACCUCUUACUGGUGGAUGGAUGCUAUUUAUAUCUGCACAUACAGUAGUAAAUUUGGGGCGUACGUUUAUGACAUGCCGCACUCGUCCUGUCCCAGGUGGGUCGCAAAAGUUUUUGAUCCAACUUUCAACUUCAAGGGCCCCCCGACCCCCUCCAAAUAAUAGAGGUGGCAAAUGUGUUUUUCACUGGGUUUGAUGUACUGUAUCGCUUUCCGUACUCUAGAUUGCAGGGAGGGGCUGGGGGGAGGGGGUCUUGUCGAUGAUUCGGACCCUUCGCUGCUGAUCAGCCAGUCAGGAAAGCAGGGUCGGGAAUUGCACAACAAUCUAUUGUCGUCUGAGGAAGGAUUUAUAUUUAACAAGUGAGAGGUGUAUGAUUAUUAAUUACGUAAUGUGCUGUGUUUGCAUUAUUUUGCCUCACCCCCCCACACGUUUUUUUUAAUACCACAUUUUUUGUUUUUUUGUGAAGCCCCAGUGCAUUGACUCAGAUCAUAUUUGUGAUUGUAACCCCAGCAUGAGGAGGCUAAAACAAUGUACAAGUGCAAUAUAAACUGUAAAAUACACUGUAUAUCAGGUCAUGUUUGACCACACACACAUUCUUCUCAUAUUUAUGCACAGAUAAAACAUGAACUGGUUAUUUAAGGAUAAAACUCAAGAUUGUCAGACUUGACAGUGCAGUGCAAAAUAUGAACCAAUAUGUCAACAAUCAUCUAGAUUGACGAAAGUAGGGGUUGGACAUUUGGGUUAACAGCACUUGUUCACAAAAUAAAAGCACUCCAUAUGUUUUUGCCUAAAAAGUGAAACUGUUGUAUUGCUGAGCUGUGGGCUGUGCUAGCGGCCCCCAUGUCUGAGACAGGACAGUGUCUGGAUGUCAAUUUGGGUGGUUUAUUCCAUGUAACCUUAAUAAUAGUCUAAAAUAGUAAAGUCUUUUUAGCAUGGACCUCAAAAUGUUUAUCCUUUCUUUGACCUCCCACCAAAACUGGAUAUGAAAUGGAAACAUAGUUCAAAAUAAAAGAAUCUGUGGCUCCCAUUGAACAUUACAUUCGUUCUAAAUUAAAGAAAAAUAAGGUGUUGCCACGUUUUUUAUUACUGUGUAAUAGUUGGUCAAGUUUUAAAGGGCAGGUGUUUUUUUUUGUUUUUUUGGGGAUCCAUGGAUGGACAAAGGUACUGGAUCAUUCCUGGCUAACCGGGGCACAAAUGGGCUCUGACAUGGACGGAGACGGGAUUGUUAAUGAGAUCAUGGUUUUGGAUUGACUGCAUGAUGUAAAUGUAUGUGUGAUUAAAUAAUUAUGAAUAAACAUUCAUCUCUGUUUCUUUGGUAAUUUAAAA